GCAUCUCUCGGCGAUGGCGGCGGCGGAGGGCGCGGGGCAGCAGUGGGUGCUGGUGGAGAUGGUCCAGGCCUUUUAUGAGGCUCCAACUUACCAUCUUAUUUUGGAAGGUAUUCUAAUCCUAUGGAUAAUCAGACUUCUCUUCUCCAAGACGUACAAGCUUCAGGAGCGAUCUGACCUCACACCUAAGGAAAAGGAAGAAUUGAUUGAAGAAUGGCAACCAGAACCACUUGUUCCUCCUGUAUCCAAAGACCAUCCAGCUCUCAACUACAAUGUUGUUUCAGGGCCUCCAAUUCAUAACAUUGUCGUGAAUGGCAAGGAAUGCAUAAACUUUGCGUCAUUUAAUUUUCUUGGGCUUUUGGAUAAUGAAAGGGUCAAGAAUGCAGCUCAGAAUUCUCUGACAAAAUACGGUGUUGGCACCUGUGGCCCAAGGGGAUUUUAUGGAACCUUUGAUGUACAUCUGGAACUGGAGGAACGACUUGCCAAAUUUAUGAGGACCGAGGAAGCUAUAAUAUAUUCCUAUGGAUUUGCUACAAUUGCCAGUGCUAUUCCUGCCUAUUCAAAACGAGGAGACAUUGUUUUUGUUGAUGAAGCAGCCUGCUUUGCUAUUCAGAAAGGCUUACAGGCAUCCAGAAGCAACAUUAAGUUUUUUAAACACAAUGAUAUGGUUGACCUUGAGCAUCUACUCAAAGAGCAGGAGAUUGAAGAUCAGAAGAACCCCCGUAAAGCUCGUGUAACCCGGCGCUUUAUCGUGGUUGAGGGUUUGUAUGUUAACGCUGGAGAUAUUUGUCCUCUUCCGGAAUUGGUAAAGUUGAAAUACAAAUACAAAGUGAGGUUAUUUUUGGAAGAAAGUCUUUCCUUCGGAGUGCUGGGAGAACAUGGACGAGGAGUUACAGAACAUUAUGGAAUAAAUAUGGAUGACAUUGAUCUUAUCAGUGCAAACAUGGAAAACUCCCUGGCUUCUAUUGGAGGGUUUUGCUGUGGGCGAUCCUUUGUUAUUGAUCACCAGAGAUUAUCUGGUCAAGGGUACUGCUUUUCAGCCUCUCUGCCUCCUCUCCUAGCUGCUGCCGCCAUUGAGGGCCUCAAUAUCAUGGAGGAAAACCCAGGGAUUUUUCAGAUUUUACGACAAAAAUGCAAGCGAAUACACCAGGCUUUACAAGGGAUUCCUGGUCUACGUGUAGUGGGGCAAUCCCUUUCUCCAGCAUUGCACCUCCGCUUAGAAGACAGCACUGGAUCUCGAGAGAGUGAUGCAAGGCUACUGAAGGAAAUUGUUGAUUAUUGUAUGAACAGAGGUAUUGCAUUAACCCAGGCUCGCUAUUUGGAGAAAGAAGAGAAGUUUCUCCCACCACCCAGCAUCCGAGUCGUAGUGACAGUAGAACAGACAGAACCAGAAUUGGACAAAGCUGCCUCGCUUAUCAGGGAAGCUGCGGAGUCGGUGCUGAACUAAGGCCUGCAUACUUGAGUCUUCAUUCUUCACACAACACUGGGAAUACCGAUUUUCCUACUGUAUGGUGGAUUGGCUUGUGCUCCCAAGGUUCAAGCUCGUUGACUUUCUCUUCUGACGGAGUGGAAAGCUCAACUUCCACUGAGUCAUUCCAGAACAAACAAACAAAAAGGUCACAAAUACGGGAACGUGAAACUCUGCUCACUGUAUAAGUACUGUUUCUAUUGGAGAUCAUUGUUAUCACUGGCAUUUUACAUGAGUUUCACCUCUGUUCUUAAAGGGCCUUAUUCCUUUCCCUCACUCUCUAAAUGUGUAAAACAAGCCGAGCUAUUUUUGAGAGUUUUGUGUGUAACGCUAAUGAACAUGAAAGGGUGAAAAAACUUACACGAUAUUCUUCAUUUAACCUCUCUUAAGAUGUAUUAUUUUAAGUAACAUUCCCCCAAACAGGUUCCUAUUACUGUCAGACCAGAUAGUUAAAUGGUAUUAUGGAAUUAACGCUUUUGAAUAAUGUACUUAAGUAGCUUUUAUUACACUGGGUAUGUGGGAAUUUUGUACACUUUUUUUUAAGAUCUUUUAGUUUUUGAAAUUCCCAGAAGGAGCUGUUUUUUCUAACUAUUUCUCUGGUUUCCAUUAAAUGUCUUAUCUCAUGCCAGUUCCUUUAUUCUAUACAAGUUGACCUUUCCUGUGAUUUUACCACGCAUUUAACUUUUAUAUACCAGUGAUCACCAGUGUUGUGCACCCAUUGGAGCUCCCAGUUAAAUUUCAGUCUCAAUCUCCACUGGAUUGAGUUCAGCAUUAUACAAUCUGUAUGCACACACAGAUGAAAUGCUGGUAGAAUUUCUUCUGCCAAAUAUCGAUCUCUUACCAUAAUCUGGUGGGUGCAUAAAUUAAUGGGAAAACUAAUUCACUCAUAAUGUUUCUUGUCCAUGUUUACUCAUCAAUACCUUUAAAAACCAUGAAUAAAUUAGAAAUACUUAACAUUUAGUUGCAUGGGCACAUAUCCCUACUGUAAUCAGGAAGUUCCAAUUUCUCUCUCUCUCAAUUACUUGCUUGAGACUACCACUCAGGUCUCUGCUAAAGAUGUGCAGAAAAGGGACUGUCAUUGAUACCAUAGAAGUUUCAGUAUGUCACCUGGAAUCAGGAAGACCUCUUUUCGCCCUUCAAGGAAGUUAGCAUACUAUGAAUUUGCCAUGAUAACUGUUCCAGAUUUCUGGUGAAUACUAUUUUUUAAAGACUUUCUGUUAACGUCUAGGUUGCUUCUACACUCCUGUGCCUUUUUUGGUUGCUGCUACAUAUUCCAGCGCUCUAUUUGACACAUAAUUUUUUUAAAAAAAUAAAA
Messenger RNA from Zootoca vivipara (common lizard), 2780 nucleotides. It is a transcript of the gene SPTLC1, whose product is annotated as serine palmitoyltransferase long chain base subunit 1. Gene Ontology annotation, cellular component: endoplasmic reticulum. Gene Ontology annotation, biological process: ceramide biosynthetic process; sphingosine biosynthetic process. The record is from RefSeq and is a predicted model, not a curated record. NCBI's taxonomy places the organism in Eukaryota, Metazoa, Chordata, Lepidosauria, Squamata, Lacertidae. Gene Ontology annotation, molecular function: serine C-palmitoyltransferase activity; pyridoxal phosphate binding.